Molecule: messenger RNA, 380 nt
Organism: Aspergillus uvarum CBS 121591
Lineage: Eukaryota; Fungi; Ascomycota; Eurotiomycetes; Eurotiales; Aspergillaceae
Exons: 1
Coding region: 44-358 (104 amino acids)
Source: RefSeq, a predicted model, not a curated record
CGACCCUCUCCCCCUUGUGACCGAUCGACAACCACGGUCCACCAUGCCGGACCCCGGAGAUAACAACCUAGGCCCUGUCAUGGAUGGUGACAAGAAGACAGGUAUCGACGAAAGCCCCGGUGACAUGGGUCUUGGCAGCUCCAUGAGGCCGAAAAAGAUGUCCACAGUCCCUGAUGCUAGAGCGAAAUACGAUGUCUGCGACGGCAUGAACCAGCAGCUCUUGGACACAGGUGCCGGACUCCCGGCCCAGAUGUGCGACGCAGGGCCCAUUGAUAAUCUCGGAGACACUACUGUGCGCGAUUUCUUCAGCGAGGAUGAGAUAAACGAAGCACUCUAUGGCAGGGAUGCGUCGAUGUAGAGGGUUUCCCCGUACUGUCCCG